AUGUUUUCCCCCGGCCAGGAGGAACACUGCGCCCCCAAUAAGGAGCCGGUGAAAUACGGGGAGCUGGUGGUACUGGGGUACAAUGGUGCUUUACCUAAUGGAGACCGAGGACGGAGGAAAAGCAGGUUUGCUCUCUAUAAGCGGCCCAAGGCAAAUGGUGUCAGACCCAGCACGGUCCACGUGAUAUCCACGCCCCAGGCAUCCAAGGUAGUUUGUAUAAAAGGACAACAUUGUAUAAACUAUGUAAUUACAAGGAAUCAAAUUCAGAAAGUUGACAGAAAUAAAGACAGAGACUCUGAUAUUUUUCAAGUGGGCAGAUCAACGGAAAGCCCUAUCGACUUCGUCGUGACAGACACAAUUUCUGGAAGUCAGAACAACGAUGAAGCCCAGAUCACACAAAGCACCAUAUCCAGGUUUGCCUGCAGGAUCGUGUGUGACAGGAAUGAACCUUAUACAGCACGGAUAUUCGCAGCCGGAUUUGACUCUUCCAAAAACAUAUUUCUUGGAGAAAAGGCAGCAAAAUGGAAAAACCCCGACGGCCACAUGGAUGGGCUCACUACAAACGGUGUCCUGGUGAUGCACCCAAGAGGGGGCUUCACCGAGGAGUCCCAGCCCGGGGUCUGGCGCGAGAUCUCUGUCUGUGGGGAUGUGUACACCUUGCGAGAAACCAGGUCGGCGCAGCAGAGGGGAAAGCUGGUGGAAAGUGAGACCAACAUCCUGCAGGACGGCUCCCUCAUUGACCUGUGCGGAGCCACGCUUCUCUGGAGAACAGCAGAUGGCCUCUUUCAUACUCCGACUCAGAAACACAUAGAAGCCCUCCGGCAGGAGAUCAACGCUGCACGGCCACAGUGUCCCGUGGGGCUCAACACCUUGGCCUUCCCCAGCAUCAAUAGGAAAGAGGUGGUGGAGGAGAAGCAGCCCUGGGCUUAUCUUAGUUGUGGCCACGUGCACGGAUACCACAACUGGGGCCACCGGAGCGACACAGAGGCCAAUGAGAGGGAGUGUCCCAUGUGCAGGACUGUGGGCCCCUACGUGCCCCUCUGGCUCGGCUGCGAGGCGGGAUUUUACGUAGAUGCAGGACCGCCAACUCAUGCUUUCACCCCCUGUGGACAUGUGUGCUCAGAGAAGUCUGCAAAAUAUUGGUCUCAGAUCCCGUUGCCUCAUGGAACUCAUGCAUUUCAUGCCGCCUGCCCUUUCUGUGCGACGCAGCUGGUCGGGGAGCAAAACUGCAUCAAAUUAAUUUUCCAAGGUCCAGUCGACUGAUGCCCUUGACAGCCAUCUACGACUUUAUUAACAAGUUACUGUGAAGAUUUUGCCACUAACUCUAGAUUUUACCUUUUUGUAAUGCUGUUUAUUAAGGGGAGGGGGGACUAGGGCUGGGACAAAAGAGGGGACACAGUGAUGAAACAUGGCAGGAGUGUAACAGAUACCAGCAGUGUGUUGCAUGCUCAUAACAGCGGCAUCGUCAUUGAAGUCUGCUUGAUUAAACCGUAAUACCUUUGUAAUGAUUGGAUUUUAAAUGCCAUGCUUUUAUUUUUAACCUUGGGUUUUUAACCAGGUUUUUU
Propithecus coquereli (Coquerel's sifaka) is the source of this 1565-nucleotide messenger RNA. It is a transcript of the gene PELI2, whose product is annotated as pellino E3 ubiquitin protein ligase family member 2. Gene Ontology annotation, biological process: protein polyubiquitination; regulation of Toll signaling pathway. The coding region runs from base 1 to 1263 and encodes 420 amino acids. Gene Ontology annotation, molecular function: protein binding; ubiquitin protein ligase activity. The record is from RefSeq and is a predicted model, not a curated record. The transcript is spliced from 9 exons. NCBI's taxonomy places the organism in Eukaryota, Metazoa, Chordata, Mammalia, Primates, Indriidae.